Protopolystoma xenopodis is the source of this 282-nucleotide messenger RNA. NCBI's taxonomy places the organism in Eukaryota, Metazoa, Platyhelminthes, Monogenea, Polystomatidea, Polystomatidae. The record is from the annotation of a GenBank genome assembly.
AUGAGGCCUGUCGAGGAGAGGCUUUCCUCGUCCAGUAAAGGCGAGUUGGUGCCCGAUGUCCUGGAGACGAGGCUGGAUGACCGCAUUGUCAUGCGCCAUUCUCAUUUGCAGACCGACCCGGCCGCUGAUGGCCUCAGCACUCUCGGUGCCAUCUCAACCCUGAACGUGCCGGCCAAGAGGCAUAUCCGUUACCGCUCAGUCGCAGAAAUCAGUCGGAAUCUGCACAUCGCAAAAACACCAACCGCCAAACCGCUUAAAUCGGCUAAACAAAAUCUAUAUUAA